Molecule: messenger RNA, 956 nt
Organism: Nanorana parkeri
Lineage: Eukaryota; Metazoa; Chordata; Amphibia; Anura; Dicroglossidae
Product: palmitoyltransferase ZDHHC3-like
Exons: 9
Coding region: 76-930 (284 amino acids)
Biological process (GO): protein targeting to membrane; peptidyl-L-cysteine S-palmitoylation
Cellular component (GO): Golgi apparatus; endoplasmic reticulum
Molecular function (GO): protein-cysteine S-palmitoyltransferase activity
Source: RefSeq, a predicted model, not a curated record
GAGCCGGGCUGGGCGUGGUUUUGUCUCGGUGCGGCCGUGUGGUUGGCGGAUAGGGGAGGAGGGCGGAGCCGGGUGAUGGCGAUGUGUGUUCGGGACCCGUGCGGGCUGCUCUGCCUUCUCCUCACCUACCUGAGUCUGAGCUACUCCGAGUACGUCAUCCUCCGACACAUCCUACUGGAAGACUAUGCCGGAAGUGUCUGGUGUCCCGUCCAUGCCGUCCUCUAUAACCUCAUCGUCUUCAUGCUGUUGUUGUGUCACACUCGGGCCGUCUUCUCAGAUCCAGGCGUUGUACCGCUGCCGGAGAUGGCCAUCGACUUCUCAGAACUGCGCAGCAAUCCACGCAAAAACGACCGGGGCAAUGAAGACUGGACCGUGUGCAAUCGCUGCGAGACGUACCGCCCUCCGCGGGCCCACCACUGCCGGAUUUGCCACCGCUGCAUCCGCCGCAUGGACCACCACUGUCCCUGGAUCAACAACUGCGUCGGUGAGCUCAACCAAAAAUACUUUGUCCAGUUCCUCUUCUAUACCGCUCUGGCCAGUCUGUACGCCAUGAGUCUUGUCCUGGGGACGUGGCUCCUGCCGGCACUGAGGGGCAGCGAUCCGGAGAAGGCGGGCCACCUACCCAACCACGUACAGAUAGCUCACUGCAUCCUCCUGCUGGUGGAGUCUGUCCUCUUCGGCCUCUUCGUCACUGUCAUUUUCUAUGACCAGAUCGUGUCCAUCAUCACAGACGAGACGCCCAUCGAGCAGCUGCGGAACAGACUGCUGAAGGAAGCGCGCAAGGAGGUGACGCACAGCCGCAAACCAAAGAUGGCCCUGNNNNUCUCCGCUCUGUCCCCAGGUUUCGUCAUCUGCUGGUUCUGCCCUCUGGUCACGCCCCCAACCUCGGGGGGGCCGGCGUACAGCUACCUCCCGGACUACGACGUAUAGUGGUCGCCGUGGGCGGAGCCUCACCC